GACCCACCCAUCAUUUGGCCCGCCCAAAACCCACCCAUUUAGUUAAAUGGGUCUAAUCGGGCGGGUUCCUCUCAAACCAAACUAAAUGGGUGCUAAAUGGGCGGUCUAUAUGCACCCGUUUGCCCACCCAUACUCCCAAAACCAAAACCCGACUCCAGCAAACCCUUCGCCUUCACUCUUCACCCUUCAGAAACUACCCGAUCUCAAAAAUCACGAUUUUCUCUCCUCUUCAUCUCUAGCUCGAGCUCGAGCUCGACCUCUAGCUUCUGACCUCCUCCUCUCCCCUCGAGCUCGACCUCGACCUCCGGCCUCCGAUCUCCUCUCUCCCUUGAGCUCGAGCUCUGCCUUCGAUCACCUCUGGCCUCUGAUCUCUUCUCCUUCGAUCUCCACUUCUCGACCUAGAUCUCUUCUCCUGCCCUUCGAUCUCCUCUUAUCUUUGAUCCCCAAUCCUCAGAUCAAGAGAAGGAGAUAGAAACAUAAUACAAGACAGCUCAGACUUCAGUGGCUGGAGUCAUGUGCUUACUGAUUGAACAAAAGGGAAUGCAAAGAAACAAAAGGUGAAGUCCAUAGGUGCUGCAAAACCAAAACCCUCAGAAGCAGAAAUUUCUGUUUCUAGGCUUGACAUUCGUGUAGGUCUCAUCAAGAAAGUUCAGAAGCAUCCAGAUGCUGACUCCCUAUACGUGGAAGAGAUUGAUAUAGGUGAGGAGUUGCCUAGGACCGUUGUGAGUGGUCUAGUCAAAUUCAUUCCUCUUGAAGAAAUGCAGGAUCGAAAGGUAUGUGUUCUUUGCAAUCUUAAGCCAGCCACCAUGAGGGGUAUUAAAUCGCAGGCAAUGGUAUUAGCUGCCUCCAAUGAUGAUCACACCAAAGUAACAUAUAUUGCAGGCAACAGAGGAUCCGGCCGCACUGCACUAAAUUGGGAAUCACGCUCCGUCAUCGCCCUCGCCGCCGCCAAAUUUGGAGAUUUGGAGAUGGGUCAGUUGAAUUUUUUGACUCAAAUUUGGAGAUUUGGAGAUGGGUCAGUUAAAUUUUUUGUAAAUUGUAAUUAUAUUUUUUGUAAAUUUGGAAAUGCCUGUGUAAUGAUUGGUAAUUUUAAUGCUAUCUUGUUCAAUAUGUUCAUGCUAUUCCUGAAUAGGUUAUGUACAUGCCUGUGCAUAUUUUGAUAAUUCAAAAAGUUUAUAAAAAUCCUCCAAUAGUUUACAAAAAAACCCUAAAAGUUUACAAAAAAUACCCUAAAAGUAUUAUACAUAUAUAGCUACUAUAGUUAAAUGGGCAAAUGGGCGGCCCGUUUAUUAAAUGGGCGGGUAAAAACC
This is a messenger RNA of Asparagus officinalis (garden asparagus), 1310 nucleotides long. Its product is annotated as tRNA-aminoacylation cofactor ARC1-like. Lineage: Eukaryota; Viridiplantae; Streptophyta; Magnoliopsida; Asparagales; Asparagaceae. The record is from RefSeq and is a predicted model, not a curated record. The coding region runs from base 759 to 1160 and encodes 133 amino acids. The transcript is spliced from 5 exons. Gene Ontology annotation, molecular function: tRNA binding.